Molecule: messenger RNA, 4133 nt
Organism: Mercenaria mercenaria
Lineage: Eukaryota; Metazoa; Mollusca; Bivalvia; Venerida; Veneridae
Product: RING finger protein 145-like
Exons: 3
Coding region: 523-2316 (597 amino acids)
Source: RefSeq, a predicted model, not a curated record
UGCACGCAAAUCGAAUGACGAUAUGUUAAAUGAUAGAGUAACAAAAUAUAUAUCGAUGACAUGUAGAGAAAUGCUAAUUUCGGAUUGCACAACAAGUCAUUACAUAUGUUUAUCAUGUGUGCUAAAUAUAGGUAUUUGUCAAUAUUUGGGUUUUCCAACUGAAAAUUCUACAUUAGGAUCAUGGAGACCGUAGAUAAAGGAGCUCAAUUUGUACAGAACUAUACACAAAGGUUGUUUGAACAUAUUGAGAAGCAAGCACUUCGAAUCGGUGAAAAAUGUGAUGAUUAUAUGGAUGAUACUUCACCGGGAAAGAAAUAUUUGUGUGAAAUAUUGCUUAGGGUUCCGUUGAUUUUCAUAAUUCACCAAUGGCUACUUCUAAGUCCGUAUUCUAAUUACUGGAUUAUUGAUAUUUUCCUCUUCAUCGUCCGAUACGGAGGCGAGUGUCACUCAUGAUACAACAAUAUGACUAGGAUAAGAACUUGAAAAUGUUUUGUCGGUCACGAUCAUGUAGUUAAAGGGUCUAUGCAGGUCAUGUACGUGUCAAUAGAGUACAUUCAGAGCCAGCUCUAUGACAUGACAGAGAACAUUGUAAAGAUACAUUUUCAGAGAAACUGUGUCACUAUUGUAUUUCCCUUGGUUGGAACAUGGGCAUUCAACAGCGGAGUCCUUCUGCAAGUAUACACUGUCCUUACAAUAGAUGUAGCCGUCACAUGGUUGAAACGAAUUGAUUAUUGGACCCACCACGAUGAAGCAGAUGGUAUUUGCCAUGAAAAGAAUGUUCUUGUUUGGCCAAAUGUAACAGAACAAUCGAGGGCACCAGAGAUAUGUUCCAUUUCAAUGCAGAUUGUAUACCUUUGUUGCAGACCUGGAGCGUUCGUACACAGAAGGAAAGUGCAUAUAUCCACCUGGGUAUACAUUGCAUUAUUUGCGACCCUUGUUCCCAAUAUUCUAAGCGUUUUAAGUAUAUUUCCUUCUUUUCUGUCGGAAGUUUCAUAUUGGAUAGAAAGUACAUUAUUAUUAAAAGUGUGUAUAUUUGAAGUAGGUUCAAAUAUGGAUGUAGAUAUUAAAGUUGAUAAAAAUAAAUUAGUGCUACUGACUGCUAAGCACAUACUGACAAAUGAUGAGCAGACGAGACUAGAAUACAGAACUAGAAUUCAAGAUUUACGACGACGUAUAGAAAGACGAAAUCAGGGUGGUAACUAUGCGGAUCGGUUUCCAGGCAAAUGGUUCAUGCGAGAUACAAUGCUUGCCUUUGGAGCUUUGUAUUUUCUCUUUACAUUUCUGAUUGAAAUAACUAUCUAUCAAACACAACUUAGCUCUAUGUCUACAUCCGAUACCCUUUUUGAAGUAUUAACUGUGUGGUGCACGACACAGGUGAUUGUUGUUUUCAUGUCAUAUGGACUUGGACUUCUAUCUAAUCUGUGCGUUGCUCUGUGUCACAUAUUCCUUACUACCGAAAUAAUCAUAAUAGAGGCUUUCGAUGCGAACAUUGGUGGUAUUGUACAAGUAUCUGCGCUCAUAGCAUUUACUGAAGCAAACAUUUUGUCUUUAGAGUACACUGAAAAAAUAGAAGCCAUGAAAAUGGUAGUAUUCCUUUCCGUAUACGCUAUAAUCUUCCAAACACUCGAUGUUCUCGAACACAAAAUACUUAAUGCAGUCAACAGUGGCGUGUCCCCAGGUGUAUUAUUCUACCUGCGAGUCGGGAUUCUAACAGCACUUUUUGUAACUGCCCCAACCUUAUCCUCAGUUAUUGUUUCGGAACAUUUAGACAUAAAUCCAUGGCUUCUCUUUUUUGCAUCUGGAAAUUGUACGCUAAUACUCCGAACUGUCUUUAUGUUAUUGGAAUGUGCUUUCGUAUCUUUCACAUGGCACACUAUACAGCAUCUGGGUAGGUUAGAAGACCUGAUACAUUACACGCGAGUAUCAAAGAGCCUGUGUCUGGUUGUACUAAAUGUUUUGCAGAGUUAUUGUAGAUAUAUUUGUCCGUUCUUUAAAGGUUGGUGGUUUUUAAGACUUUUCUUAGCUGUAUUCAGCUGUUUUGUUGUGGUAUUUGCUUUUGGGAUGAUGGAAUUAAAUAGAUACAAUGACCGAAACCGUUUGAGAUCACUCCUUAACAGCCUGCCAGAUGUAACGUUCAAAUCUGCAAACACAACAAACGAAAAUAGCGAAGAGGAAACCGAAGAGUGUGCGAUUUGUUACUCUCUGUUGUCGGAAGGGAAGACUUUACCUUGCAAACAUGUCUUCCACAAGGACUGCUUAAGAAGAUGGUUUCAGGUUAAGGCAGUUUGUCCUUUCUGUAACACUGAAAUUAAAUAAGAAAUUAUACACCUUUUGAAAGUGAAAAGUAAGAACCUAGAAAUAAGAAGUAAGAAGUAAAAAAUUUGAAGUAAGAAGGUAGAAAUAAGCAGUAAGAAAUUUGAAGUUAGAAGUAAGAACUAAGAAUUUUAAAAUGUCUCUUUAUGACUUUCGUGCUAUACAGAGAAGUAUAUGAAAGUAGCCUCUACAGAUAAAUAAGAUGUUAAAAUACGGCUGGGAUGUACUUUCUGGCUAUUAUAAAACAACUGUAGUGAGCCAUUAUGACCAAAAGCCAUACCACAACCAUGUAUAACAUUUUUAUAAUAUACCGAAGCUUUCAUAUUCAUAUUUCAUAUAUUGUCGACAUAUUCUGAUACGUAUCAAAUAAAUUGCUUUUUCAUCUGUCUUGUCAUCUAAGCCUAAAAAUCUAUCAAGAUCACCUCACCAGAAAUAUUAACAUUGCUAUAUGACGUGGCAGAAUGCGGGGACGUUUCGGUUACCCUUGGUAUUCACUAUGGUUAUUGCGUGUAAGGCACGUACACUGCUCCAUUAUCGGUCUCUUAAUGACGACUGUAAUUAUCGUUUCAAUGGAUUUUUUUUACUAUUUUCAGUAUGGAACAUAAUAAUUUUUAAUUAAAAGAGUACGCCAAGGAUUAAUACUUCGGCAGAUUUUUCAUCUAAAAUUUACAUUUUCUUAUUUCUUAUACAUAAUAUAACCCUGUUAUGUUUUUACUUUGUUGACACGUCAUUCAGUUAAUAAUAUGAGUAUACAUGUACAUAUAAAAUAGUCUGCAUCAUGCUUACAACCGCAAUAAAGCAUAACGGAAUUUUACCGACUGUCACCGAACCUAUUACUACUGAGACAGAAGCGUACAGCAGAGGCAGAACUCUCUUACGUACGGUCAAUGAUUUCUGUAGUAAGGAUUAAAUACCAUAAACCUUUAAUCUUAAUCAAUACAUACUCUAAUUAAAUACAUGAUAUUUUUUUUUAUAUUUUCUAUAAGAAAAUCCAGUGACAAUGCAGAAGUUAGAAGUAAGAUGAAAGAAGUUAGAAGUUCCUCCAGGCUCUCAUAAUAAAUAGUGUAAUUCGCCACGGUGCAAAUGCUUAUGCCACAAACAAGCCCCUUUACAUAGAUUAUUUACCGUGUGAAGGCGGUGUCCCUAUUUUUAAUUUGCUUUUUUGCCCUUGCCGUUUCAUUUGUUUUGUAUGUUAUCUUGCAUGUACCGCCUUCUUUUAAUGUUUUACAAUUUUUUAAUUAUGAUAAACUAUGUAUUGUUGACUGGUAUUUGAAGCACGCCGUCUACUUUAUAGUUCCAAUAUUGGGUCAAAUUUUGGGUGGUGUAAUAUGUUGGAUUUUCUGGUUGUGUUUGCUAGGCUUAAUGCUUUUAGUGAUUCUAUGAAGCAGACACAUAUUUCAACCCUGGCCGGGAUUCGGACCUGGCACCUCUCACACCUAAGGUGAACACGUCACACCACGUCACUAUAAAAGUUAGCUCAGUAGCAAGCUAGUAUACGUGCACACUUAUAAUCUACCCGACUUAGGACAACGCAACAGACUGAAAAUAUUUCAGCCCUUAUCUGAAUUUGAACAUGGGACCUCUUACAUUUAGGUCGUUAAACAAAAUUACUUUUGUUGAUAAAUUUCUUAAUUUAUGUCUUUAUAGGGAAUAUCUCUUGCAUAGUCAUUUGUCUGCGCCGUCUGUUUACCCAGCUUUGUUCUCUAUUUCACAUAAGGACAUGUAUCUACAUUGAUUAUGCACAUUGCUUGUAUUAACUGAGUUUACAGAUUUGUAUAUAUAUAAAACCUAGUGAAAGAAAAAUAAAAGGUUGAAUCAUG